Messenger RNA from Coprinopsis cinerea okayama7#130, 4227 nucleotides. RefSeq lists its product as hypothetical. The record is from RefSeq and is a predicted model, not a curated record. The coding region runs from base 1 to 4227 and encodes 1408 amino acids. Lineage: Eukaryota; Fungi; Basidiomycota; Agaricomycetes; Agaricales; Psathyrellaceae. The transcript is spliced from 3 exons.
AUGGCGACGCCGACAGGAUCUGGCUCGCGCUGGCUUUCGUUGGACGAAUUCAAUGACCUGGUCUCGGCAUCAUUGGCGCCGACAAAUGCGGAUAUCAUAAACCCUGAGAGCGCCGAAAUCCCAAAAGGGGGCCAAAUGAUUUCCCCUGAAAACACGAGAAUUGAAGUUCCAGAUGUCCGGAAGACAAAUUGGAAUGCUGUAUCAAUUCCAGGAACAUCCACUUCUUGUCUUUCACCUUCAUCACCCUUUGUCCCCUUCAACAAUCCUUCUUUAAAACCCACCGUCGCUGGCGGCCUUUCGCCCAACUCGAGGCUUUCUUCCCUGCCCUUACGACGCAAAUUCUCCCCGAGAGCGGGCUGGAAAAGCAGGGGUCCACCCGUCGUCGACGACAGCACCAUUAACUGGCAACUAGAGCCUUUCCUUGGAUCAUCCGAAAUCAUGGCAAACCCUUCAGUGUCCACUUCGACCCUCUCGACAGUCGACACGCGCCAAUGUCCCGGUCUUCCUGGCAGUUCCACCAACGGACGCAAGCCAAUAGCGUUGCUACAGAAACUAAAGCGACAAGCCUCAGCCCUAGUCAAGCCCUCAAGCUCGACUCCCAAAGCCAACACGUCUUCGUCAACGUCCCGCGGUAACCAUCCCUACCUGACGGAUUCAAUGGGCGGCAUGUCACGGCCGCCGUUCGACAGAAUGGUCUCGUUCGCCCCGACGCCAGCUCAUUCGGUUUCCACCUAUUCGACUUCGAUUCAUUCACGGAGUAGCAUCGAUGACGAUUCUUCAUUCCUCGACUACGGUGAUGAACACUCGUUUUCAAUGCGAAGACUGCGGCACGGCAAGUCAAUGCCCACCCUCACCCUGUUCCGGAACCGUAACGCCAACUUCGUCCACAAUGGCAUUGCGGAUGCAAGUCAGGACGACUUGCGAUCCGUCAUGACUAGCGACACAGCCGAGACGACAACCGAGGAAGCAACAUCAACAGAGUCAGGCGACUUCAUCCCAUACAUUCCCCUGGUAUUGCAACACGAGCGCGGAAUGAAGCCUCUUCAACUGAACGCCGCCGGCGAAAGUCGAAACACGUCCCGACGAAACAAUAGGCGUAAUGAAGACACACCUUCGCCCACGCAAUCGAAUUCAGAUGGCUCCGAGUCAACGCAUUCGCCCAUUACACCGAAAACGCCUUUCUUUGCGCAGAACGGAUCGAUAUCUGUCAGUUCAGACGAUGAUGAAACAGAAAGUAUAUCAUCUUCGUUUGUUGCAUCUGAUCAUGACGUCGCUCUGGGGAAUUCCAAAAAGUCGGAGCUUUUAAGGCAGAGGUCAUUCAAGAGCAACUCUCACCUCUAUUCAUCGCCUUUCGCCUCCUCUCGACGAUCCUCGAGUCCUUCGCCGCUCUCCAGAUAUCAGUCAUCACCACAUCCGUUCGCUCGAGUUCCAGGCCAAAGCUCAGAGGAUGAUAACUUGUCACAACGGGAGCGCAAAAAGCCCAGCAAACACCUCCCCGUCGAAGAUGAUCGGGUCACGAUAGCCACGACCUCAGAAUCCUGCUACUCCAUGGAUUCUUACGGCUACUCGCGCCCUGACCCACUGUCGUCUUUCAAACCCCACUCGCCCACACCCACUGCUACCACUUUCAUCACUGCUCUCGAAGACCCUGGAUUCCCAUCUUCUUUGGAGGUCGAAACAGAUGACGAAUUCAUGCUCCCGUCGCAGUCUCGUCGCAGCAUCGUUCCGCCUUCCAUCCGAAUUGAAGACGCAUCCGGUUCUUCUGAUCUCUCCGAGCCCACCCCGACUGCUGCCAAUAUGCCCAAGCCAUCUGAACCUGUUUGGCAAAACCACUCCACUCCUGAAAUCCCAAAAAUCGGAGUUGGGCGCCAGACGGUGGAUCCCAAAGUCAUCCAAUCACCAGUCAAAGAGAGUCAACCGAAGGAGUGGACUUUGUUGCUGGGCGCGAAGAAUGACGACCUGUCCAAGCCUGAACCUAGACCACGGACACGCAGCGCGGUUAGCAGAGACAUCAAGAGCCGGAUUACUGCGCUGCAGGAGAGUGGCAGGGCUAGAACACAGAGCGCGGCGACCCCGAGGCGCGCUCAGGAAGCCCGAGACGUAAUUGGGGCAAUCACUUCGUCUCCUGCCCGUUUCUCACCGGAUAAACCCUCUCCAAAGCCACUUCUCCGCGUCCAACCCAUUAUCGACACAGAUGCCAGUGACUCGGAAGCAGACCCCUUCCAUAAUGACUUUACCAGCGGGGAAGUGCUAGACAAAGCAAAGGAGCAAGACCGCUUACUGCGACGCAGCGGGAGCGCCCAGCCAUUCGUAGGGGCCCGGAAGGACUCCGAGCUGACUGACCCAAUUGAUUGGACACUUAUGCUCCCCCUCCCUAUGCCGCAGUCGAAGUAUUCUGUUGCCCGCCUUCCUGACCCUCCAACCGAGAUUUCAGCUUCCAGGGCCGGCUCAAGGAGGAGGUCUAGCGGAGCGAUCACCAAAGCCCGGUCCAGCGUCGACCUGACGGCUGGCAUGAACAAGGACCCGUGGGGUACCAAGUCCAAUGCCAAGACCGAGUACUCGUCUCUCAAGUCGAUCAAAAAGGAGCUCGAGAAGCUUGAAGAGACGAAUGCGAAGCUGGAGAGUCGCAGGAAAGCGAGGGAGGACACCAGGUUGCGCGAGGAAGAGUAUCUAGCUGCCAUCCUUGGCGACAGCGAAGACAACGUCUCCGACAACGACAACAGGCAGAGUGGUGACUCCAGUGAGAUGGGUGGAGAAAGUAGUAGUGGGGAGUCGUAUGGAAACGUUAUCGCCGUUACGGAGAAGGAGCGGGACGACCAUAGGCAGAGGGCCCUGGACACUUUAUCUGGCAGGUCUACGCCUUGUUUGGGCAAGGCCAUGGCGGCGGCGGAGGGUGAGGUCCCGGAAGUACCAUCCCUCCCGAAGAAUCUUGAUAUUCCUUCCAGUGGCGAAGGCUCAAGGAGCUCAGGCUCAUCUGACGGUCAAUUCGAAGAGAGACUGGUGUCCUUGCUUCAGGACAAAGAGCAGGUGGAGCAGAGUGAGUCCCCCAAGAAUACCGAAACCUCGGAAUCUCGCCCCAUGGCUGUCGAAAAUCACCAGCCUCCUUCCAAACUCAAGGACAAUGUUCCGAAGGCCACCCGACCAUCCCUCAAAGCCAACACCAGCAUCUAUGCCUUCCCCUCCACUUCUUCGCCCCUCUCUUCCCCGACCCGCCUCGCUAUUGGAGCUUCAAAGCCGAUUUACGUCCCUCCAGCAGGCUACCUGCCGUAUUCCCGGCCCAACUCUUUGACGACCAGGGCCCCUAUUGGUCCGUCUAGGGACUCGCAGGGGCUGUCCUUCUCUCAAUAUGGCCCUCAUGCUUCCGCGCAAAGGCACCAGCCCAAGGGAAAGACUCUUGUGAUGCCUUCAACGAUCGCUAGCGUUGUCACCCCGGGAAGCAAGGUGUCGAAGGCAGCACGGCCUGGCACUGCACAGACCAUCAAGGGAAAUGCCACUCCUCACACGACGGAUGACGGUGACCGUGUAUCUAUUUGCUCGGUGAAGUCGACUGCUUCAUCUUCCAGUACGGACACCGUCGUGCCUUCCACGAGCAGUAGGCGAGGGAGUGCGCAGACAGGUCCUUCCGGCGCUGAUGCCGCCCCUGAUGUUUCAACUGCUCCAUCCAAGGAGGAAGGGCACGACGGAUCUCACCUUGACAUUCCUGCUCGGGAGAGAACGAUCAGCACUUGCAGCAGCUUGUACGACCAGCCCCUCGAGCUUGACUUCCCCAUGCCUCCUACAUUCAACCCGGCUGUAACCAACAGGACGUCUCCCGACCUGACCAUACCACAGGGUAGCCUUCGACUGACUAUGACGCCUCCCAUGCUCCGACGCCAGCCCUCUUGCGGUGAGACCUUGGGGCUGGAUGAAGAUAUUGAACUGCCGCCUCCGACACCAUUGCAGAGAUCUUCACCCCACAAGAACAACUCGCCGCGCAAAGCGUCGCCUCGCACAUCUCCCAUUCCGCAUGGACAUCCUCACCCAGCGCCUACCCUUUCUGCCAGUGAUCCUUCGAUGUCAGGAUGGGAAGAUGAUGGCGAUGACGAUGAGCAGGACGAUGAGAAUAGCGAGAGCGAGGAUGGCGAUACUGUCUACCUCUCAAUGUCGGAAGACGAUUAUGAAGACGCUGUGUCGAUGUUGUCAGGCAUGUUCUAUAGCGCCAGGUCAAGCAUGGACUCUCGCCCAUGA